CCUAGAUUGCAGGGGUGACUUGGGGCAUCGCUGGUUGUGGUUGCAACAGGGUCAGGCAGAAGGGCUGUCUGGACAGUCAGCUGCUUCCACGUGUUCUGGCCUUUGCUUGGGUUCUUGCAGGGCUGAAACCCUGGCUCUGACAUGUCUCUGCUCUGACUGCAAGCAAGCAAACUCCACGUGUGAAACGGAUGGUGCCUGCAUGGUCUCGGUCUUCAACCUGGAUGGUGUCAAACACCACGUCCGGACUUGCAUUCCCGAGGCCAAACUGAUUCCUGCUGGGAAGCCCUUCUAUUGCCUGAGCUCGGAAGAUCUGCGUAACACUCACUGCUGCUACUCGGAUUUCUGCAACAAAAUUGAUCUGAUGGUUCCCAGUGGACACCUGAAAGACAACGAACCCCCCUCGAGCUGGGGUCCUGUGGAGCUGGUGGCAGUGAUUGCUGGACCCGUCUUCCUCGUGUUUGUUGUCAUGAUCAUCGUGGUCCUUGUUUUUCACCACCACCAACGCGUCUAUCACAAUCGGCAGCGGCUGGACAUGGAAGACCCCUCUUGUGAAAUGUGCCUUUCCAAGGACAAGACCUUGCAAGAUCUAGUCUACGAUCUCUCCACCUCUGGCUCUGGCUCAGGUUUGCCCCUGUUUGUCCAGCGGACCGUGGCCCGGACCAUUGUCCUGCAGGAGAUCAUUGGCAAGGGGCGCUUUGGGGAGGUGUGGAGAGGCCGGUGGCGUGGAGGGGAUGUGGCUGUGAAGAUCUUCUCCUCUCGGGAGGAGCGUUCCUGGUUUCGGGAAGCAGAAAUAUAUCAAACUGUGAUGCUGCGCCAUGAGAACAUCCUGGGCUUCAUCGCUGCGGAUAACAAAGAUAAUGGAACAUGGACUCAACUGUGGCUCGUCUCCGACUACCACGAGCACGGCUCCCUCUUUGACUACCUGAACCGCUACACAGUGACCAUCGAGGGCAUGAUCAAGCUCGCCCUGUCUGCUGCCAGUGGGCUGGCCCAUCUGCACAUGGAGAUUGUGGGCACCCAGGGAAAGCCGGGGAUUGCUCACAGAGACUUGAAAUCGAAGAACAUCUUGGUGAAGAAGAAUGGCACUUGUGCCAUCGCUGACCUCGGCCUGGCCGUCCGGCACGAUUCCGUUACCGACACCAUUGAUAUUGCACCAAACCAAAGGGUUGGAACCAAACGGUACAUGGCACCUGAAGUCUUGGAUGAAACCAUUAACAUGAAGCAUUUUGACUCAUUUAAAUGUGCCGAUAUCUACGCCUUGGGCUUGGUCUACUGGGAGAUUGCUCGGAGGUGCAACGCAGGAGGUAUCCACGAAGAGUAUCAGCUUCCCUACUACGACCUCGUGCCCUCUGAUCCUUCUAUCGAGGAGAUGCGGAAGGUUGUGUGUGAUCAGAAGUUACGGCCCAAUAUCCCAAACUGGUGGCAAAGCUACGAGGCACUCCGGGUGAUGGGCAAGAUGAUGCGAGAGUGCUGGUACGCCAACGGAGCGGCGCGGCUCACCGCCCUCCGCAUCAAGAAGACCCUCUCCCAGCUCAGCGUCCAGGAAGAUGUGAAGAUCUAGGCCCUGAGCCCCAGCAGGAGGAAACUGCACAAAGCUGCCAUGCUAGAGUAGACGUGUGAUGGAGGCCUACCUCGUGUUUCUGCCCAAUCUACUGCUACCAACCAGACAGCGUGACUCCAGGCUGCUAGGUGGGGUGAUGGAGCCUAUGGCAUUGCUCUUUUCCCUGCUUGGGUAUGAAACAAUCCGAAACCUUUUACGAUCACCUCCUGAGAGCGUGAAGACUUCCCAGAGAGGGGAUUUAACCUGAGGGAUCUCAGCCAUGAUCAGAACUCUUGCUUCUUUAAUGGAAAUCCCUGUAAAGUUCACCCGUGGGCCGGGAUUGAGGCCGGGUGCUGGGAGUGGGAAGGGAAAGGGAAGGUUUCCUUGGCCGUGCUCAGAGGACGUUUUCCAGGGACCGGCACGUUUAAUGCAGCAAAAGCAAAACUCAAUGGUGCUCCCCUCUGAGAGGCUGAGCCUGAACAGUUGAACUCCUUUCCCUCCUUUGUCUUCAGCUUGACAAAGCAAGGCGAGAAGAGCGACGUGUCUGCAUGCCCAGCGCGUCCCCUCUGCUGCUCAGCUCCUCCUGUAGACGUGCAGUGUCUGCCCGCAGGGUGGCUCAUCCCUGUCCGUGCUUCCUGUGCAUGUGCAACUCUCUCUCGAGUGUCCGUUCCUUGAGCUGUGCGCGCUGGUGCUCUCCUUGUUGAGUCGUGAGCAUUGUCUGCCUUGGACAGGCUGCUUGGAGCCGGGUGCUGGGGCCCUGCUGCCCCUGCUGCAGGUUCGCUCACUGCCACCCCCCCUUUCCUAAGACAGAGCACGGGAGGAACACUUUGCUCCUGGAAUCCAGGGGGGGGUUUAGGUCUUCAGCCCCUGGGGGUUGUAAUUCGGAGGGGAAAGAGAGACCUGGGCCACGGAGCCAUGCUGGGGAUGGGGAAGGGGCAGUGCAGGAGACUGAGUGCCCAAUCCAGACACAGGGGCCAGGGGUGCUCUGCUCCUCCUGUGACCCACUCAGGAGCUGACACCGGGCUGUGGGGCUGGAAACCAAUGUCCGUCGUUUUACUAUCCAUAUAUAAAUAGCUCAUAACCUGGAAGUGGCUGUGUAUAACGUGGGGGGGGAUCUGCAUGACUUUUCCUUUGACGAAGUGCUGAAUCAGGGUCAGGUUAGGGAUGGGUGACUGUUGGCUGCAGCAGGACCUGGCAAGAAGGGGAGGUGCUGUGCUGAGGGCUGGCUAAAGGCAGCCAGGGCAGUGCUGGGGUGUUGGUGUUAGGUCAAUCUCUGCAGUGCUUAACUCUGAAGCCAUAACUUUUAACUGGAGUGGGUUUGAUUCUUAUUUUUUAUGAUGAUGAUGAUGAUGAUUUUCUGGGAGGGUCUGGAUUUUAACUUUUUUGAACUAUUGCUACUUCUUUCUACGAGAAGAAACCCCCAAAUCUCUCCUUGUUACCUCUUGUUUGUAAAGAAAUCACUGCAAAAAAAAACCCAGAAAAAAAGAGCAGAAACCAAAUGCACACAGCUCGAUUUACACUGGAACUGCUUCUGCUCAGCCCUUGCUCCUGCUCUGUGCUGAGGCUCCAGCUCUGCUCCGCCCGGCCCCAUUCACUCCCUUUGGUUUGCUCUCUUCUUGCUGUCUGUGUGUCCGUGUGCGUGUUCCUCCCCAGGCUCCGUCUCGUCUGUGACUUGGUGUCAAGUGAGGAGUUUGGGGGUUUUACAUCGUGUUUGGAGCCGUUGUGCAUCCUCCCGGGGGGGGUUGGUGCUCAGGAGGCCUUGGAGCAGUGGGGGGGGUCCCUGGUGGAGUUCGGAGCUCCCUGUUGUGAACCUGCAGCUCCCUCCCCUGGGGUUCGGUGUCAGAACUGGGUCUCCCUUAACCAACCCCACAGGGAAACUGAGGUGGUGCCGCUUCAGAGCCACCAGGGACUCUCCAGCUGCAGCACCGGGGCCCUGGGGAGGAAGAGGAGGAUGAGGAGGCCGUAGUGCCUGUGAACUGCCAUAGGAAAGCCCACGGCGCCGGCGGCUCCAUCAGGCCCCUGCUGCCUGUGGGCUCUGUGCCCGAGGGUCCCAUCCCUGCCCCAGGACCAGCUCAGCUCCUGGCACUGCCUCACUCGCCCCCUCCAACCGUAGCCACACAUGCAUCUGCCUCAGCGCUAAACCAAACAGCAGCCGGAGGAGCCCCAAGGGGUCCCCUGUGAGCAGGAGGAGCUUGGUGUGUGCAGAGAUGGCAUCGGGAGAGGCUCCCUGAGGAGCACCCGAGGUGGGAACGAACGCUGAUUAUGUAGCAUUUAAACAGCACUUUCCAUGCAACCACGUGCGGUGCUGACGGAGCUGACUGGGACCAAGCAUAGGAAUCACUGCCCGGCUCUGGGAUGCGCCAGCUCCAGGCAGUUCAGGACAGGGGAUGAGGAGGGGGAGAUGUCGGGUACCACAGGGCAGAGGUACGGGUGAGCAGGGGUACGCUGGCUUCAGAACCCAUCUCUUGGUACUUCCCUGCCCCUUUUUGGUUUGGGUUUUGUAUGUUUUAUUAGCAAAGGACUGUAAAAUAGCCACUUAGACACUUUACCUCCAGUAUGCAAGUGUAAAUACGGUGUAAGAUAGGAAAUCUUUUUGUUUAAUAUAAACUGAGGCUGUCGAUUUCUGCUGUACAUGAUUAAAAGGUUGUUUUAUUCACGUCA
This is a messenger RNA of Melopsittacus undulatus (budgerigar), 4201 nucleotides long. It is a transcript of the gene ACVR1B, whose product is annotated as activin A receptor type 1B. Gene Ontology annotation, biological process: cellular response to growth factor stimulus; protein phosphorylation; nervous system development. The record is from RefSeq and is a predicted model, not a curated record. The transcript has 9 exons. Gene Ontology annotation, molecular function: activin receptor activity, type I; ATP binding; activin binding. Bases 200 to 1561 code for a protein of 453 amino acids. Lineage: Eukaryota; Metazoa; Chordata; Aves; Psittaciformes; Psittaculidae. Gene Ontology annotation, cellular component: activin receptor complex; plasma membrane.